AUGAAGCAAUCAUUUCCCUUCCCCUUUUGCCCCCUUUCCAAUAAAAUCGCAAGCCCUUCAACGCCUCUCUCUUCAACCGAUUCCGAUCGUCGACACCUAAUAGCAGCAGCCCUCGCUCGCCUCUUUCGCAAGUGCGCGCCUGCCAACUCCAAAAAGAAAACCAUCAAGACCGACGCCGAAAACUCCACGCGGGCGUGUCCCUUUGAAAGCCACACCAUCCCAAACGACUGGUAA
Molecule: messenger RNA, 234 nt
Organism: Podospora pseudocomata
Lineage: Eukaryota; Fungi; Ascomycota; Sordariomycetes; Sordariales; Podosporaceae
Exons: 3
Coding region: 1-234 (77 amino acids)
Source: RefSeq, a predicted model, not a curated record